Molecule: messenger RNA, 1053 nt
Organism: Rhinocladiella mackenziei CBS 650.93
Lineage: Eukaryota; Fungi; Ascomycota; Eurotiomycetes; Chaetothyriales; Herpotrichiellaceae
Exons: 2
Coding region: 1-1053 (350 amino acids)
Molecular function (GO): nitronate monooxygenase activity
Source: RefSeq, a predicted model, not a curated record
AUGUCGUCUCCGCCCGCUCUCAACACACCCUUGACCAAGCUCUUGGGCAUUAAAUACCCCAUAAUGCUGGCCGGUAUGGCACGUACAUCAGGCGGUCCAUUGGCUGCUGCAGUUUCGAAUGCCGGAGGUAUUGGAACUAUUGGAGGGCUGGGAUAUACUCCGGGACAACUACAAGAGAUCAUUGAUGAUCUAAAGGCCAAUCUCACCGAUAAAUCCCUACCAUUCGGUGUCGACCUGGCCCUACCACAAGUCGGUGGAAGUGCGCGAAAGACCAACCAUGACUAUACCCACGGCCAACUCGACGAGCUUAUCGAAGUGACCAUCAAGAACGGUGCAAAGAUCUUCGUCAGCGCAGUCGGUGUCCCUCCCGCACGCACUAUCAGACGCCUCCACGAAGCGGGCAUCCUGGUUAUGAACAUGGUGGGAGCGCCGAAACACGCGGAGAAAGCCCUUAAGGCUGGCGUCGACAUCGUCUGUGCCCAGGGAACAGAAGGGGGCGGUCAUACCGGUGACAUCGCAAACAGCAUCUUGAUCCCAGCUGUCGUGGAUGUGGCGAAGAAGUACAAGAGCCCGCUGACAGGGGAACCGGCGCUGGUAGUGGCCGCGGGCGGUAUCUACGACGGCCGCAGCCUCGCGAGCAGUCUGAUGCAAGGCGCUGUGGGCGUCUGGGUCGGCACACGCUUCGUCGCCGCCGAAGAGAGCGGUGCCAGCAGAAUGCACAAGGAAGCCGUCGUCAGUGCCGACUUUACAGACACCAUCCGCACGCUGGUCGUCUCCGGCCGCCCCCUCCGCGCACGGAUGAAUGAGUACCUCCAGAAAUGGGAGAGCCAGCCCGAGCGGAUCAGGGAGUUGACGGAAAAGGGUAUUGUGCCCAUGGCCUAUGAUCUAGAACAGGAGGCGGACGUUGAUAUGCCGUUCCUCAUGGGUCAAGUCGCUGCUAUCAUCAAGGAUAUUAAACCUGCGAAAGACAUCGUGGAGGAUAUGGUAAGACAGGCGGUCGAGAUGCUGAAGUUGGCCAGUACAUAUAUCGAGGGACCUAGAAGUAAACUGUGA